This is a messenger RNA of Aspergillus homomorphus CBS 101889, 620 nucleotides long. RefSeq names its product VOC family protein. The record is from RefSeq and is a predicted model, not a curated record. Bases 94 to 492 code for a protein of 132 amino acids. The transcript has 2 exons. NCBI's taxonomy places the organism in Eukaryota, Fungi, Ascomycota, Eurotiomycetes, Eurotiales, Aspergillaceae.
UACCCCUACAGUCUCAAGCUGACAUACCAUUCAACCCAACCCAACAACUCACCUCAAUCACCCUCUCACGCCUUCCACCACAGCACCUAAAAGAUGACAAUCGACCACACCACCCUCUUCGUCCCCGAAGACAAAUUCCAAGCCUGCCUGACCUUCUACCUCGAAGCCCUCGAACCCCUGGGCUACAUCAUUCGGCACCAAUUCGGCGAGUUCGUCGUGGGUCUCGGAUCACCAAAGGAGGAUCUGAGCGACUACAAGCGCUCCGACUUUUGGGUCUGCGGAACCAAGGCGCAGCCUGAGGGUGCUGCGCAUGUUGCGUUCAGUUGCAAAGAUCAUGCUACUGUGGACGGCUUUCAUGCAGCGGGGUUGAAAGCUGGGGGAAAGGACAAUGGAGCCCCAGGGUUGCGACCGUUCUAUCACUCGAGAUAUUAUGCGGCGUUUGUGCUGGAUCCGGCGGGGAAUAAUAUUGAGGUCGUGGAUCAUGGGUACUAAUUGAUUGGCUGGCUAGCUAGUUGGCGUUGUUGGGGACAUGGGGUGUGAGGGCUUGGAAGCCGAGGUAUGAUGAUAAGUCCAUUUACUGCACGGUUUUGUGUAUUAUCGCAUGCACGCCAGAGGAACUC